AUGGCAGCCAUUGCGCCGUCACGACUCGCCACGCUCACCCGCCUACGAUGCUCGAUAUUUCAGACAUCAUAUAAUCCCACCUCGAUACGUACGGGUGCCAAGUACCUUCGCGCUCGCCUCCGCGGGCCUUCGAUGGUCGAAUACUACCCACCCGAGGUCUCGAUCGCUCAAUUCAACCGAAUGUCCGGAGGAGACUGGAGAAUUGUCGACCCACAGGAGGAUAUGAGGCUAGCAGACGUUGAGGCUAAGAAACGCAGAGGAAAAGGCGCUCCGAAGAAGGCGAAGUCAAAAGGUGCCUACAUUGUUCAGUUGCUCGGAUACGGGAUAUGCACAAGUGGCUGUUGA
Messenger RNA from Postia placenta MAD-698-R-SB12, 345 nucleotides. RefSeq lists its product as hypothetical. The transcript is spliced from 2 exons. Bases 1 to 345 code for a protein of 114 amino acids. Gene Ontology annotation, cellular component: mitochondrion. Lineage: Eukaryota; Fungi; Basidiomycota; Agaricomycetes; Polyporales; Adustoporiaceae. The record is from RefSeq and is a predicted model, not a curated record.